This is a messenger RNA of Candida albicans SC5314, 2352 nucleotides long. It is a transcript of the gene OPT1, whose product is annotated as oligopeptide transporter. Lineage: Eukaryota; Fungi; Ascomycota; Pichiomycetes; Serinales; Debaryomycetaceae. Gene Ontology annotation, molecular function: oligopeptide transmembrane transporter activity. Gene Ontology annotation, biological process: transmembrane transport. The coding region runs from base 1 to 2352 and encodes 783 amino acids. The transcript has a single exon. The record is from RefSeq and is a predicted model, not a curated record.
AUGGACAAAAUAAGGGCAGUAAUUAGUGGAGGUGAGAAACCUCCCGUUGACACUGACAACGAUCACAACACAGACUUUGAGGCUGACAGAAAAAUGCCAGAUUUGGAUAUUGUAGUUUCCAAAUCACAAGAAUUUGACCCAGUCACCUCCCACUUGGUUAAUGAUAUUAUGGAAGAUGAAUAUGCUGCUGUCCAUGUUGAAGAUGAUUCUCCUUAUCCAGAAGUUAGAGCAGCUGUUCCUUCUACUGACGACCCAACUUUACCUCAAAAUACCAUUAGAGCCUGGGUUAUUGGUUUGAUAUUGACUACGGUUGGUUGUGGUAUGAAUAUGUUGUUCAGUUUCCAUAGUCCCUCAUUUGCUAUCACCACUUUUGUCACAUCCAUUUUGGCUUGGCCAAUUGGGAACUUUUGGGCAUGGAUUGUUCCUGACUGGAAGAUUUUUGGUGCUUCGUUAAAUCCUGGUCCAUUCAACGUUAAAGAACAUACUAUCAUCACUAUUAUGGCCAACGUUUCUUUUGGUACUGGUGCCGCAUAUGCCACAGAUAUCUUGCUUGCACAAAAUAUGUUUUAUAAAUCAAAUUUUGGUUGGGGGUACAAUUUAUUACUUAUCUGGAGUACCCAAUGUAUUGGGUUUGCUUUCGGAGGUGUUUUGAGAAGAUUUGUUGUUGACAGUCCAGGGGCCAUCUGGCCUCUGAAUUUGGUCACCGCAACAUUCUUGACUAAUAUGCACAUUAACGAAAACCACACUGCUAAUGGCUGGAAAAUUUCUCGUCUUGCAUUUUUUGUGAUCGUGUUCGUUGCCUCAUUUGUUUGGUAUUGGUUCCCAGGUUAUAUUUUCCAAGCUUUAUCGUAUUUUUCUUGGAUCACCUGGAUUAAACCAAACAAUGUCAUUAUCAAUCAAGUUUUCGGUUCUUCAUCUGGAUUAGGUAUGAUUCCUAACAACAUUGCCUUGGACUGGAACCAAAUUGCAGGGUAUAUUGGGUCUCCAUUGAUUCCACCAGCUAGUGUUAUUGCUACAAUUUUUGGAUCCAUUGUGGUUAUUUUCUGGAUUGUUGUGCCAGCUAUUCACUAUUCCAACACUUGGUACUCCCAAUACUUGCCAAUCUCAUCUACUGGAUCGUUUGAUAGGUUCCAGCAAACUUAUAAUGUGUCAAAAAUUAUCGACCAUAAAACUUUAUCAUUCAAUGAAGCGGAAUACAAAAAGUACUCCCCUUUGUUUUUAUCCACCACCUUUGCCAUUUCUUAUGGGUUAUCGUUUGCCUCCAUUUUAGCCACUAUAACACACACCAUUUGCUUCCAUGGACGUGACCUUAUCGCGUCGUUGAAGGCCAAAGAAAAACCAGAUGUUCAUAAUAGAUUAAUGAAAGCAUACAAACCAGUGCCUGAAUGGUGGUACCUAAUUGUCUUCUUGGUCUUUUUCGGUAUGUCCAUAGCCACCGUACGUGCUUGGCCUACUGAAAUGCCAGUAUGGGGGUUAGUUUUUGCUCUUAUCAUCGCUAUCAUAUUUUUAUUACCCGUUGCUAUCAUUUAUGCAAAAACGAAUAUUGCUGUUGGUUUGAACGUUGUGACAGAGUUCAUCGUCGGUUAUGUACUCCCCGGGCGUCCAAUAGCCAUGAUGCUUUUUAAAACAUUCGGAUACAUCACUAAUAACCAAGCUGUUACUUUUGUGCAGGAUAUGAAACUUGGGCACUACAUGAAAAUAGAUCCGCGCACUUUGUUUUGGGCGCAGUUUGCUGCUACCAUAUGGGGAUCGUUAGUUCAGAUCGCAGUUUUGGAGUGGGCCUAUGGUGCAAUCGACAAUUUGUGUGCUGCUGACCAAAAAAAUCAUUACACAUGUCCAAACGGUAAAGUUUUCUUCAAUGCUUCGAUCAUUUGGGGUGUCAUUGGACCCCAACGUCAAUUCUCACAUGGGCAGAUUUAUUAUGGGUUACUUUUCUUUUUCAUCAUUGGUGCUGUGACCCCUGUCAUCAAUUGGUUGAUCUUGAAAAAAUGGCCAAACUCUCCAGUCAAGUAUUUGCAUUGGCCAGUGUUCUUUUCUGGGACAGGGUACAUUCCUCCAGCCACUCCAUAUAACUAUACCUCCUACUGUGCUGUGGGUUUGUUCUUUGGAUGGUGGAUUAAAAAGAAGUGGUUCCACUGGUGGUCUAAAUACAACUAUUCCUUGUCUGCGGGCUUGGAUAUUGGUUUGGCAUGGUGCUCGUUGAUCAUUUUCUUGUGCUUGAGUUUAACAAACACCGACUUCCCAUCGUGGUGGGGAAACGAUGUGAUCAACACCACUCUCGACACUCAGGUUGUCACCAAUAUCAGACACAUAUUGAAAGAGGGAGAGGCAUUUGGGCCAUCUUCCUGGUAA